Messenger RNA from Saccostrea echinata, 995 nucleotides. RefSeq lists its product as uncharacterized. NCBI's taxonomy places the organism in Eukaryota, Metazoa, Mollusca, Bivalvia, Ostreida, Ostreidae. The record is from RefSeq and is a predicted model, not a curated record. The coding region runs from base 3 to 551 and encodes 182 amino acids. The transcript is spliced from 2 exons.
AAAUGGAACCAAAAUUUUCCCAUUCUGAUGAUUUAGAUGAAAGUUCUUCAGAAGAUGAGUCGGAAUGGAGGUACAAUAUAUUCAGUCAGGAAGAACAGAGAGACAAUAAUUCAAAUAUUAUUGGUGAACCUAAUGUUCAGACUGAUAUCCAACAAGGCCCUACAGAGGUACAAGGGGACGCCCAUCCUUCUACAGACACAGUAAGUGCUGAGGAAGAUAUCUCUAUACGGGACAGUAGCGCUACGCAACGUGAGACAAAUCGAGAAGAAACACUUGAUGGCCAAGAUACAACCCGUACAGAUGUGAAUGAUCAAGAGACGAGGAUUCCAUUACGUCGAUCCACUAGGGAGCGAAGACUACCUAUGCGAUAUAGAUCGAACGAGUUCGAGAUGUCAAAGUCUGCGAUAUCAUUGACACAAGAUUGGAAGGACAGAAUCAACUGCCUUACAUCUUUAGCAGCUAAUUCACCCUUAUUAGAAAACUUGCGUUCUGAAGCGGGGAAGGCAAUACUGGACAUAUUGACGUCACAUCCAUCUCAGACUUUGAAGUGAAAUAAAAUGUCGGGACGUCAUUUUUUCAAACCAGGGGGAGUAUGUGACAGAGUGAAAUUUGUAAUUAAUUUUAUCAAUUUAUAAUGAUGAAUUAAUUUAUUAUUAUUUAUAGAAUAAUUUGCAACACAUGAGUUUGUUGAAUAUGAAUAUAUUUAUAGUACUGUAAGUUACUUUUGAAUUUAGUAAGUCACUCAUUUGAAUAUUUUUAACUUUUACAUACUGUAACUAUAUUUAGAGGGAAUACCUUUUCCUUGUAUUUGAUUGGUCAGUUAUGGUCAAUUGUAAAGAAUUUGAUCAUGUGAUAAUUUUGGAGGGAAUUUGUCUAUUGUGUUAAGUAGUUCCUGUGCUGCAGUCAUUGUUGAAAGUAUCAGUCAGUUUAUUGAUUUAUUUUUAUACUUUGGAACUUAUUCUCAUAAUCAGAAUGCUCAAGAUCAGAUGAUGUAC